GCAGCAUCAAGAUGAAGCUGUCGCUGGUAUUCUUAGCCAUAGUUGGACUUGCACUAGCAGCCGCACAGGUGUUGGAACCUACCAGACAAGUCAAAUAUGCCGACAAAUCGUUUUUGGAGAAACAAAAGUUUCUACUCGAAAUCGUUUAUCGCAUAGAGAACCCGCUGCUGUUCGAGGAGUAUAUAAAAUACGCACACGACUUUCACUUCGAUAAGGCUGAUUACACGCAAUAUGACCACCCCAUGGAGUUGUUUGAGCGAGCGCACAAAGCUGGCUAUCUUCUGUCGAGAGGAGAGUUCUUUGGCGCCAUGGUGAAGUCGCACAUUUACCAAGCUUGGGGUCUCUUCAACUACUUCUACUAUGCCAAGGACUUUGAUACUUUCAUGCGUGUGGCUAGCUGGGCGCGUAUGCAUGUCAGUGAGGGUAUGUUUGUGUAUGCACUCCAUCUGGCUGUCAUACACCGCGACGAUUUCGAAGGUCUCAUGCUGCCGACAAUCAAUGAAAUUUUGCCCCAUCACUUCUUCAACAGCAAAUUAAUAAUCGAGGCGAAAAAAUUCGAUUACGAUAUGUGGAACAAGCUUGCUAUGUUGAAUAAGGAGUACAGCGGCUAUCUUGAUGCGAACGACAACAGUAAAAUGAGCACCAAAGACUGGAAGCCAUGGCAGUGGUGGAAGUUGUUGGGAUUGAGUACACAAUGGUUUAAGAUGGAAACUUAUCCGCUGCGCAAGGAUGUCACAUUCAUGAAUAUGCUGAAGGAUACGCACAUGUUCUACAUGCCCACCGAUUACACACGCAACAUAGAAUAUUACAAUGAGCACACAAAAUUAUCCUACUUCACUGAGGAUGUGGAGUUGAAUGCUUACUGGUACUAUGCCAACAUAGAUUACGCCUAUUUCUUGAACAGCACCAAGUAUGGCUUUGCGCAGGAGCGUCGUGGCGAAUACUGGGCUUAUAAUUUGCAAACAAUGCUUGCGCGCUACCAAUGGGAACGACUAUCGCAAGAGCUUGGUGAAACGCCCGAGUAUUCGGGUAAGGACACCUACGAACAAGGCUACAAUCCACAUCUCAUCGGCUAUAAUGGCAUCAAUUUCGGUUAUCGCCAGAAUGAUUUCGAUUAUAAAAGAUACAGUAAUUUUGGCCAGUUUAGCAUAUUCAUGAGCUAUUAUAGGCGCGUGACCAUGGAACUGGAACAAGGUCAUGUGACUACCAACAAUGGCACACUCAUCGAUCUGCGCCAACCGGAAGCCAUUGAGGUUAUGGCCAAUCUAUUGGAAGGUAAUGCCGAUUUAUUCGACUCACGCUUCGACACAUUCUGGCGUGUGUUCUCACACACAUACUUUGCGAAUGCAGAUAUCGAUGCGCAGCACUUGGUACCGCAUAUCUUUGUCAAUUUCGAGACAAUGCUGCGCGAUCCCUUCACCUACAGCUACUACAAACGUUUCUACCAAGUUAUCUCCAAAUUCAGUUCGUACCUGAAGCCUUACACUAGGAAAGAAUUACUGCUGCCAGGCGUUAAGAUUGACACUGUGGAAAUCAGCGAAUUGGCCACCUACUUCGAUCUCACCGAUUUUGAUGUCAGCACACUUUUAAGCGAUAAAAUGAUGUUCGUUGAUGGUCAGUUUGUUUGGGAUAAGUCUCUAAUGGCGCGCCAACAACGUCUCAAUCAUCAACCAUUCACUUUCGAUUACACCAUCGAGUCGGAUAAGCCACAAAAAGUAGUCAUACGCGCUUUCCUCGGCCCAAAAUUCGAUCAGAGCAGACGUACUCUCUCCUUGGCAGAAAAUCGUGAGAAUUUCAUUGAAAUCGAUGAGUUCAUCUAUCAGCUAAACGCUGGCAAGAACACCAUCCAGCGUAAUUCGCAGCAGCUCUACUGGACCAUUGGUGAUCGCGCCACUUACACCGAGCUCUACAAGUCAGUGAUGAUGGCUAUUGAGGGUAAGCAACAGUUUGCACUGAAUGCUACUCAGCCCCAUUCUGGUUUCCCCAAUCGCCUUCUACUGCCUCAGGGUUGGGAAAAGGGCUUCCCAAUGCAGUUCUUCUUCUUCGUUGCGCCCUACACGGGCACGAAUGAGCAUUUCCCCAGCUACGAUUACACUUCAUACACGAGCGGCAUUGGUUCGGGCAAACGUUACAUUGAUGACAUGCCUUUGGGUUAUCCUUUCGAUCGGCCGAUUGAAGAGGAGGUGUUCUUUGUACCCAACAUGCUGAUGAAGGAUGUUAAAGUGUAUCAUAGGGAAGGAUUAGAGAAAUUUUUCAAUUUGCAGUAACUGGCUGUGCUGUACAGGCUGCGGGCUAGUCUGGCUAAUUAGAAUGGAGAGGAAACGCUUAGUGAAACGUAGCUUUCACACAAACGAAAUCUGUGACAGAAUUUUACAACACUGUCUGUAAAAAAAUAUAAAAUUAAGUAAA
Molecule: messenger RNA, 2409 nt
Organism: Rhagoletis zephyria (snowberry fruit fly)
Lineage: Eukaryota; Metazoa; Arthropoda; Insecta; Diptera; Tephritidae
Product: larval serum protein 1 gamma chain-like
Source: RefSeq, a predicted model, not a curated record